Pelmatolapia mariae (spotted tilapia) is the source of this 2742-nucleotide messenger RNA. Its product is annotated as tetraspanin-5. NCBI's taxonomy places the organism in Eukaryota, Metazoa, Chordata, Actinopteri, Cichliformes, Cichlidae. The transcript has 10 exons. Gene Ontology annotation, cellular component: plasma membrane. Bases 364 to 1182 code for a protein of 272 amino acids. The record is from RefSeq and is a predicted model, not a curated record.
CAAAUAACAGCCAUGUCUAGAUUACGGGUCAGAUAGGAGACCGUCGGUUUUAAUCUGGUUGACUUCAGUGUGGUUUAUUUCAGCGUUACACCUCUGAGGAUCCACGCAGGGUAAAAGCUGAGAUCUGUAGAGGGACGCCGACGGACUGUGAACGCUCCCCGACGGCUUCAUCUGCGACUUUUAUCCGCACAAAAUCAGGAUGGUGUUAAUAAUUAGACGCUAGAAACGGCGGCAUGUGUUGAGCCCGUAAAAAAAAUAAUUAAAGGGUGUUUCCAGAGGAUCCCGGCUGCCAAACAGAACAGCUGCAGAUGUGAUUCCUGCUCGCUGCAGAGGCGGUGAAGGAAAAAAAAAAAAUCCAUCCAGAUGAUGUCAGGAAAGCAUUUCAAGGCUCACGAAGUGAGCUGCUGCAUCAAGUAUUUCAUUUUCGGAUUCAACAUUAUAUUCUGGUUCCUUGGAGUAGCGUUUCUUGCCAUUGGUUUGUGGGCAUGGAGUGAAAAGGGUGUUCUGUCCAACAUCUCAUCCAUCACUGACCUGGGGGGCUUUGACCCUGUCUGGCUCUUCCUUGUCGUGGGUGGUGUGAUGUUCAUUCUCGGGUUUGCUGGUUGCAUUGGAGCGCUGCGGGAAAACUCUUUCCUGCUCAAGUUUUUCUCCGUGUUUCUGGGCAUCAUUUUCUUUCUUGAGCUGACUGCUGGAGUCCUGGCCUUUGUCUUCAAAGACUGGAUCAAGGACCAGCUCAAUUUUUUCAUUAAUAACAACAUACGGGCCUACAGAGAUGACAUUGAUCUGCAGAACCUGAUCGACUUCACCCAGGAAUAUUGGGAGUGUUGUGGAGCUUUUGGGGCUGAUGACUGGAAUUUGAACAUCUACUUCAACUGUACUGAUUCAAACCCGAGUCGUGAGAAAUGUGGAGUGCCCUUUUCCUGCUGCACCAAAGAUCCAGCGGAGGACGUCAUUAACACUCAGUGUGGAUACGACAUCCGAGCAAAACCGGACUCUGACCAGAGGUCUUUCAUCUAUAUCAAAGGCUGCGUACCACAGUUUGAGAAGUGGCUUCAAGAUAACCUGACAGUGGUGGCAGGCAUAUUUAUUGGGAUUGCAUUACUGCAGAUUUUUGGCAUCUGUUUAGCGCAAAAUCUCGUGAGUGACAUCGAGGCUGUGAGAGAGAGCUGUUUGUUUACCUAAGACCUCCAGAGAGUUUUCAAAGGCAAGAAAGAUGUACAAGGACUCUGCGGCUCGGAUGCCAGCGUUGAAGGGAAGUACUUUAGUCAGCUAAAAUGUGCAGUAUGAAGAGUCUCGCUCAUAUGUAAAUAGUAAAUUUAGAAUUAUUUUUAGAGUUACUGUAUUUUAAAUGAAGCACCCCCCCUCUGAAAUAUACUACUAUACACACAAAAACAAUGCAAAAUAAUAUUUCAGUAUAAGCUACAGUUACAGUAAAGUCUGUGUUGAAGAAGCCAGGAAGAUAAUGUGUUUUGCCCAGAUAACAAGCGGAGACAGCGUUUCUCUGAGGUAGUGCUUCAUUUAGAAUAUGGUCUGUGGUUUUAUAUGUCUCACAGCUGCAGUUUUUUAACAGCUGCAUGUAAAGGGUGUGUACGAAGAUAAAAGUGAUUCUGGAAAUGCACUGCAUGCCUUUUGUCUCCUGAUAGGACAUCGGCUUCUAACUGUGUUAAGUAUUUUUAAGCAUUUGUAAAAUAGUAAUUUCGAGUGAAUCGGCUGGUUAGCACUUUGUUGAAUGUUUGAUGGAGUCUACUUAAGAGAACGAACUUUAGAUGUGGACACUGUUACAGAUUGCAGUUUGACUUAUGGGGGAUGUAGUCACCGUGUAGUUUCACGAAGAGACGUGAUGGAUGUGUUCGGCUUUGUAAACUUGCUUUUCUUGGAAAGAAUGACAAAAUAAUGUAAUACAUAUACUGACAGAAACCCAACAAUGUGGCAUCUAAUCAAAACUCAGCCUUAAGCACUUUAAUCUUCACAGAGGACAGAGGAUAAUGAAGUUCAUUUCAACUGUUCGGCUUUUUUUCAUGACAGACUGUUAUCUGGUCAAGCAGCAGCCACUGGAGGGGGCACUUUCCAUAAUAUGCUUAUGUAACAUCCUGGUACUUCAUAAGUGUCACCUUGAAAAUGGGUUUGGGGACAUUUUUAGUGUAGUUACCUUCUUUGCACACAAUCUUUUUGUCCAUUAGUGUUCUGUCAUACCGUCAUUAAUUUUCCUUUAUUUUUAGUUGUGGCCAGUGUGUUGAAAUCGUGAAAACCCUUAUUUGUUAGAUUUUUUCUUUUUUUUCUUUUACUGCUUGUUAGCACUUAAUUGAACAUAGAAGUAAAUUAUUUAAUCUCCAAACGCACAGUACUUGAAAGUAGAGCGCGCAAGCUCUGUCAUCAGCAUUUGUUUUUCAAAUUCAGUGAUAUUAAACAAUAACACAAAGUUUUCUCCUAACAGAGUGAAAAAAGCCAUUUAAUGUAAAGGACGUGUGAACCUGUGAACUUUUCCUCUGCAGCUGAUGACAAAAUGAUAUUAAUCAAUGUAUUUCUGGUUUCUACCAAGUGUAUAAUCUCAUACUGAGAAAAUGUUAGAAUGCCAAAAUGGUGUCAGAUAUCUGUUUACUUACCACUUAGUGCCAUAUUUGCGAUUUCUACAUACUCCCGAUUAUAACCACACUUUUCUUUCACGUGUACUCCUGAUUCUUGUAAAUGACUGGAUUGUGAUGAGAUGUAGAUACAUCUGAAUAAAUGUUGUUCUUUGUAUUA